AUGCCUUCCCGCAGCGACUCCAGCUACUCUCUGACGGGCCGAACGUCCCACAGCUUCACCCACUUGCGUGUCCGACGGGCUUGGCUGCAAAUUAUCCUCCUCUUGGGCUUCAUCCAGAUGAUCCUGGGGGUCCUCAUCGUGACGCUGAGUUUGCUGGUCACCACUUCCAUCCCAUCUCAACACCCCAUUGGGAACUCCUGUCCCAUCUGGGCCGGUUUUCCGCUGGCCUUCUCCGGGGUGGUCGGUAUUGUUUCAUGGAGACGCCCUUUCACCCCCGUGAUCACCUUCUUCACCCUGCUCUCCGUCUUGGGCGUCAUGCUCACCCUGGCCGGCUCCAUCCUUUCCUGCCAGCACGCCCAGCAGGUGAAGUCCUUGGAGGCCUGCGAGCGGGUCCGGCAGCGAGACGGGUCUUCGAUCCCGAAGGAGCUGGGAUGGCGACGGAGCCUGAAGGCCCAGAAAUGCAUCUACUCGCCUUCCGAAUCAGGGAUCCCCGCCUGCGGCAAUAAAGCGGACACGGAUUCGAAUUGUUCUCGGAUUCUCCUAGUCCUCAAGGACCUGCUUUUCAGCAUCUGCGGCUUAACCAUUUUCUCCAUCGUCGUGUGCACCCUCUCGGCGAUCGUGUGUUGCAUCCAGAUUUUUUCGGUCGACAUCCUCCACGCGCUUUCUCCACCUCGGUCAAGCUCCGUGACGCUGGACUGCACGUCACCCCCGGACACGCUCUUGCAACACAUGUUGGAUCUGGACGAGUUUGUACCACCGGUUCCGCCCCCCCCUUAUUACCCCCCAGAAUAUACCUGCAGUUCAGAGACAGAUGCCCAAAGUAUUACUUACAAUGGUUCCAUGGAUAGCCCCGUGCCCCUGUAUCCCACUGACUUCCCUCCAAGUUAUGAGGCUGUUAUGGGGCUCCGUGGGGACAGCCAGGUAACACUGUUUGACUCUCAGUUUACGGACACAUCGCAUGGGCCAUGCUCCUGUAACCAGGUCCCUUCUGUUGUGCUUAGUGGUGAAGCGGUCUCCGUGGAUAGCAACUCCCUGGUCAUGUCGGAAAUCGUGGACAUCCCUGGGGAUAGCAGCCCGUCUGAGGACUCGUGCCUGUUGGAAGCCAGUGGGUCGGCGUGCUCGGUGGACUACGUCCUCUUCCGCUCCAUCCAGCGCAGCCGAGCUGAUUACUGCUUAAGCAUGGAUUGCGGGCAGUGUGGACUUCACCCCCAGGGCCCGUUCGAGGAUGUCCCCCAGGCGCGUCUGCGCGGGGAGCGCUCCUUCUCCUGCUCUACGCCGGGCACCGUGUACGAGGGCCUGCUAGAGGCCAGUAGCGCUCACACCCACAGCUGCCACCGCCUGGAAGGCCUCGGCCACAGUGUGGGGCCUUGUUUCCCCGAAGUGCGAGUGAAAGCCAAGACUUCCAUGGCAGGACGCAAAGUGUCCCGACAGCAGCGCCGGAGCAGCGAAGCCUCCUGCCAGUCAGCUGUGGUCCAUGGUCCCCUGCUGCGGUCCCACAGCGAUCCUGGAAUUGCCAUGCCCAGGGAUGUUGAAAGCGAUUACCAAGAAGUAUUCUGCACUAAAGUGUCUGGGGAUGAUGGAUCUAAUUCCUCAGCUGAUACAGGGCCGUGUUCGGAGGCCUGCCUCUUGCACCCAUCGCUCUGUGACCCGCCCUUGCAGGCUCACUUGGCCGGAAAGGCCAAGCCAGAGCCCCCACAGAAGGUGCCCCAUCACCUAUCAAAGACUAUCACGCGCUCCCUGGGGGACCUGAAGGUGUGCCGUGGGACUCGCGGACUGAUGGCCCGAUUCCUGCACAGAUCCAAACGCAACUUGACCCUGCUGGGAGCAGACAUGGCUUCUCGCGGGAAUAAGCAGGUGUUACGGCUGGGGAGUCCUGCCGAGGGUAUCCACCUGCAGAGCUGCGGAGAUCUGAACUCAACCUCCCCGUUGCGGCGACUGCUGUCAGGUCGCCGGCUGGAGCAACGACGUCCCUGUAGCCUUAGCGGACUUCUCAGGGAAAGCAAUCUCUGA
Molecule: messenger RNA, 2010 nt
Organism: Python bivittatus (Burmese python)
Lineage: Eukaryota; Metazoa; Chordata; Lepidosauria; Squamata; Pythonidae
Source: RefSeq, a predicted model, not a curated record